Molecule: messenger RNA, 204 nt
Organism: Protopolystoma xenopodis
Lineage: Eukaryota; Metazoa; Platyhelminthes; Monogenea; Polystomatidea; Polystomatidae
Source: the annotation of a GenBank genome assembly
AUGUGCACCGGAGUGCCGGCCACCAUGUCCAGUCUACUCGCCAACAUCAACGCUUUCUACGCGCACACAUCGGCCUCCAGCAACCAGAGUGCCUCGGAGCGCUUCAGCGCCAGUAACUUUGGCGUAAGUUGCAUCCUCGCCACGGCAACUAGUGAUUAUUUGUGGAUAAAAGCUGAACUUCGAGCAGUCGCUUUGAUAAUUUAG